Pectinophora gossypiella (pink bollworm) is the source of this 1598-nucleotide messenger RNA. It is a transcript of the gene slim, whose product is annotated as kelch domain-containing protein 10 homolog. Lineage: Eukaryota; Metazoa; Arthropoda; Insecta; Lepidoptera; Gelechiidae. The coding region runs from base 144 to 1340 and encodes 398 amino acids. Gene Ontology annotation, biological process: positive regulation of stress-activated MAPK cascade. Gene Ontology annotation, molecular function: protein binding. The record is from RefSeq and is a predicted model, not a curated record. The transcript has 3 exons.
AUCUGUCAAAUGAAAUGAAAAUUCUUCGGAAACGAGACAAAGUUGAAAUUGUACAGUAAAUUAGUUAAAAUCACCUGUUUAUACGUGGUCGCAGAUUGGUAUUCUUUCUAGAAUUAACUUUAUGUGUCGUGGCUCUCGCCGGUAUGAGUUCUGGUCGAGAGGAUUAUAUUUUUGAGCCGUUUAAGGUUACAGAAGUUAGAUGUCGGGGUACAGAGAUUCCAAGGCCUCGUAGUGGACACAGAAUAUCGUGUGAUGAUGUGAAUAUCUACUGUUUCGGGGGGUAUAACCCAAACCCUUCAUUGUCGUUGGUUGGGCAAGUAGAGAACCCGACGUGGACGCCGGCUCGGCCGCUGUUUCGAGAGCUUUGGAGCUUCCAUAUAGCGAGUCGGCAGUGGAAACAGCACAGGGUUGUGGAGAAUAUGCCAGAAGAGCUCGCGUCUAACGCCAUGUGCAUGAAUGGCCGAUAUUUGAUGAUAUUUGGUGGGACUGGGGCUCCAUUUGGCAAUAAAUGUAGCAAUGACGUGAUUACUUGGCGCACAUGUCCUGGUGAUGCUAAACUGGAGAUCCUGCAGGCUAAGGGGACCAGACCCGCUGGUCAGUAUGGACAGGCAAUACUCUGCUAUGACGGACACUUCUACACUAUAGGAGGAACCAAUGGAUUUGCAUACAACUGUGAUAUUUAUAGGUUAGAUCUUCGAACAUUAGUAUGGGAACCAGUAUUUGUGGGAACAGGGCAGGAAGGAGAGCCAAUAGGUAGAUAUCGGCAUGAGAUAGCCCGGGUUGGAGACAAGCUGUAUAUUAUUGGAGGUGGCACCGGAGAGUGGGCAUUUGAACUCAUGGAAAUACCAAUGUUUGAUCUCGAUACUAAAACCUGGACCAUACUAAUGCCAAAAGCUGAUGACACACUGAAGGAGGCGAUAGGACCUCUGCCAAGGAAGUGUCAUAGUGCAGUGCAAAUUGAUACCCCAAACGGUGCACAAGUGUUUGUUGCUGGUGGCUCAGACGGACAAUCAGUGUUUGAAGACGUGUGGAGAUUGAAUGUGCCGACUUUACAGUGGCAUCUCAUGCAAAAAACGGUGUUGCCAAAUCCAUUGUAUUUCCAUUCGUCAACGGUUACCUCUGAUGGGUGUAUGUACAUGUUUGGGGGCAUUGAGCCCAAAGAACGAUCUACAAGUAGGAAUAAUAUUUUAUACAAAGUGUGGCUGUGUGUACCGAAAUUGAGUGAGAUUUGUUUGGAGGCCUUACUCCACUUUCAUCCAUACUUAGACCACGUAGAUAGAAGAACUCUUUUAAAUAUCGGAAUACCUAUUCACAUGGUGGACAGAAUACACCGUAAGUGAGUUGAGUUAAUUUACUAUGAAUUAUAUCUAGUGUAUGCUCUUUUUUGCAUUUAGUAAUAUUGUGUUCUGUAAUAUUAUUCUGAAGCAAGCAUAAUUUAUAUUCAUAUAAGAAAGUAAUUAUAUAUAUUUGUAAUAUAAACCGAAAUAUUGUUGACUAAAACAGUUGGAGUGAAUAUAACAACAAUUAAUUUUAUUUAUCAUUUUUUAAUUUAUAUUGUAAUAUAAAAUUUUUAGUAAAUAAAAAAGUGCUCUACAGAA